AUGGAGGGUUCAAGAUCAGGCGCGGGCGCAGAUUCCCCGCGGCGCCAUCUUGUGGGCGGGGCCGUGCGGCCAUAUCCGACGCAUCCGUGUCUCUCCUCUCAAGCGCGCAACGCUAAGAAAAUGCGCGUUAGAAAGAGCAAAGCGGAUGGAUUUUCGAUGUACGAUAAUACGAUGCUCCGCAUUGGUAAAAAAGUGUUGUCUUAUAAGAGAGCGACGCCAAUGUGCGGCAGAGAUAGUUCCGUAGAAGGAAGAGCGAGCCUCGGUAUGUCAAUAAGCAAGCACGCGGAAUCCCGUGGGUGUGCCGUGGCGUGUGGGAGGCGAGGGGUGGGGGGGCGUCGGGGCGUCGGGGCGCGGCCUGGGCGGCGGUGCGAGUGCGAGCCUCGCCGCACUGCUCGCUGGCACGCGCACGGUUGCGCACGCGCACGCGCACGCAUGAAGACCGAAGACCAGACCACGGAUGAGGCGGCGCGCCGCGCGCCCGCCACGCGCCGCCAGGAAAAGCCACCGUUCUCCUACAUCGCCCUCAUCGUCAUGGCAAUCCGGCACUCGCCCAACAAGCGGCUGACGUUGAGCGAAAUUUAUGCCUUCCUUCAGCAACAGUUUCCAUUUUUCCGCAGCUCCUACCAGGGCUGGAAGAACUCCGUUCGGCACAAUCUCAGCUUAAACGAGUGCUUCAUUAAACUGCCCAAAGGAUUGGGGAGGCCAGGAAAGGGGCAUUACUGGACGAUAGACCCGUCGUCCGAGUUCAUGUUCGAGGAGGGCUCGUUCAGGCGGCGGCCGCGUGGCUUCAGGCGUAAGUGCCAGGCGCUGAAGCCGCAGUUCGGAAGCGGGAGCUACCUCUGCGGCGGCGGGGUGGCGGCCCUGCCACCGUCGCAGUCGGCGGGCUACGAGCUGGCAGGUGGCAGCGGUGCGAGCGCCAGCGGCUCUACGUCUAUAGACUACGGGGCCUGUGCGUACCCGCACUCGGGCUCCGGGGGCCAGCAGCUCGCGUACGGCGGGGAGUACUGCUCGUACGGCGGGAUGAGCGAGCGCGAGUGGCCACUCGCGUAUAGCACUGUUGAGCCGGCGUACCGGCCGCCGCCGCCGUCGCCGCCUUCCCGCCACGACCUGCCCGACCUCAUAUCCAACUACCAAUAUGCCGUCGCCAACGAACACGGGUGGAUCGAAGGCGCAAUACCAGAUUAUCUCCGAAAUUUUACAUCGUCCGUGACC
Iphiclides podalirius (scarce swallowtail) is the source of this 1212-nucleotide messenger RNA. The record is from the annotation of a GenBank genome assembly. Lineage: Eukaryota; Metazoa; Arthropoda; Insecta; Lepidoptera; Papilionidae.